Messenger RNA from Phymastichus coffea, 1078 nucleotides. Its product is annotated as SUZ domain-containing protein 1. The record is from RefSeq and is a predicted model, not a curated record. Lineage: Eukaryota; Metazoa; Arthropoda; Insecta; Hymenoptera; Eulophidae. The coding region runs from base 183 to 668 and encodes 161 amino acids. The transcript has 4 exons.
UCGCGUUCCUCCGUUCGUCUGCCGUCGUUCUCCUCGUGCCUGUUUGCGUGGUGUGUCGUCGUCAGUCGUCGUUGUCGUCGUCGUCGUCGACAACUUGCGACAAAUGUUCUUUCGUUGAAUUUUCGAUAUAGCAUCUCCCUUCAUAUACUCCGUAUUACGAGCUUUUUUUAUUACCUUUAAGAAUGUCGGCCGCCGAUGAAGUUUUCGAAAGUUGGGAGGAAAUGGAAGAAUCAGGGACUCUCGAUAAAAAACUCCAAGCUCUUGAGGUUAAUCCAGCUGAUGGAAUUGGUGAUGAGUCAAGGAGUAAAAAUAAUUCAAAUACAAGAAUUAUCAUUUUGGGAGAUGAAACGAUGAGAUCACAGUAUCCACCAAAGCCUACAGUGAAAAUACUAAAAAGGCCAGACAGAAAUUCUCCAGGUGAUGGAAUAUUAAUAAAUGGUGAUAAGCCAAAACAGCCAAUCAAGUCUUUGAAACAGAGAGAACAAGAAUAUGCUGAGGCAAGAAAAAGGAUUUUAGGAGAAGAAAAAAGUCCUGAAGAAAAAAUAAUAUCUGAAAUUAAUAGGAUACAAGGAAAAACUUUAAUAGCUAGUGGAAGUAAUUUACCCAUAAAUAUAACAAGAUUGCCAACUGGGCCAGAUGGAACUAAAGGAUUUAAUGUACGCAGGUAGCAUGUCUGAAAAUCCAAGAUUAUUACUACUUAUCGAGUUGACCUUUUCUCUCACCUCUAUACUGAUAAGAGGGGGAGAAGGCUGAGGCCAAAAGCAGUAAAUUGCUACCAAUAUCCUGAUUCGUACAGGACACCAUUUCUCUAUUCCAAGGAGAAAUGCUAUAAUUACUGCUUUCCAUGAAAGUGUGUUCAUAGAGGGAAAGCACAGAAAUGACGAUGUCUUUAUACAACUUGAGUCAGAAAUAACCAUGACUGUAUAAUGCUGCUUAAUAUUAUUGUAACAGUUUUAUUUUAUUGAGUUACAGAAUUAUACAUAAUAAAAGAACUUUUAUUUUAUCAUAUACUAGAUUUCAAAAUAAUUUGUUGGUGUAUCCUACUAUAGCUCUAAUGUUACAAUAGUUAGGGUCAAGG